UACGCGCAGCAAGCAUGUCCACGGCCACGGAGGAUGGCUCUGCUGCCGGCAGCAGCUCGAGCAAGCCUGCAGGAGGCUCGUACCGAUUCGGUGGCGGCGGCUCCGAGGGCUCGUCGGCAGCUGCCUCGGGUGGCAGCGCGAACGCCAAGACGCCGUUCUCGCGGAUGAACGUGUCGGUAGCGGUGAUCGUGUGCAUGGCUGGCCUCAUCAUCCUCUGGCUUCUGGUCAUGGGCGGCUCCAAGAAGCCUACCGACGCGCCGCCGAUGCCCUCGCCCCCUCCGGCUCUGGUGCGCAAGCCCUUCAUACCGCACAUGCCCGAGGGGAAAGGACCGGCGUUCCCCGCACCUCCUGCCAUGCCGCCCCGGCCGGGGAUGCCGCCAGUGGAGAAUCCCGUUCCUCCUUCCCUGGUGCGGCCCCCGCAUCCGGCGGCGCGUUUGCCCAUGAGCCCCAAGACGAGCGACGAGCGCACGGUCCCGGUCGCGCUUCCCGGGAGCCUGGCUCCGGCCACUCAGGGCCCCGACUUGUCCAGGCGCAUCUACUCGCCCGACGAUGACUACCUGCCUCCUCCACGUUCCGACUUUCCCGAGAAACUGCCGCUCCACGUAGUUCCCCUCCACUACGACAUCAUGAUCAAGAUUGUGUUGGACGCGAACCGGGACCAAAGUUUCAUGUUCGGUGACACCUACUACCUGGGCAAGACGAUCGUGCUGCUGCGAUGCGUCAAGCCCACGCAAACGGUGUACCUGCACGCGGCCGGGUUCACCAUCAAGGAGCAGCAGACGACGCUCGUCCGGGAAGAAGACAAAACGUUCGUCGGCAUCGGCAAGAUGGCCAUCAACGAUGACCUCGAGAUGCUUAAGAUCGAGACGGACACGCCACUGGAGCUCAACGAAUCGUACACACUCUCCAUUGAGUUUGCCGGCGCCAUCCGGAACGUACCACGUGGCAUCUACAAGUCUUACUUCGUCAGCGACAACGAACGCAUCGCGGUUGUGGCGACGCAGUUUUUGCCAACGUACGCUCGCUGGGUGUUCCCGUGCUUCGACGAACCCUCCCUGAGGACCACCUUCGACCUGGUGGUGGUGCGGCCCAGCCACUACCGCAGCUUCUCAAACAUGCCGCUCUCGAAAAGCGAGGAGAGGUCCCGAGAUUUCGUGGCUGACUAUUUCGAUAGGACGCCUCCAAUGCCAACCCACAGCCUGGGUUUUGUUAUCGGGCCUUACGUAACAGCCGGAAAUGCAAUGAUCAAGGUACACGGCACGACGCAGCAGGUGCGCAACGCGGACUAUGCUAUCCAGGUGGCACCCAAGAUCCUCCAGUACUGCCAGGACACCUUCGGCCUGAACUAUCCCCUCCCCAAGCUCGACCUUGUGUCCACUCCGAUUCUGCCUGCACCGGCCAUGGACCAGUGGGGUAUGAUCACUUUCCAGGACGUCUAUCUCACCUUCCGCAGCGACGAUACGCCUUUCCAGAUGAAGGUCGAUUCGCUCCGGGUUAUCGCCAACAAGAUCGCGCAGCAGUGGAUGGGCAACCUGGUCAACAUGGCUUGGUGGGAUGACAUGUGGCUCAAGGAGGGCAUCUCUCGUUACAUCACUUACACAGCGGCUAACAGGGCUGACCCCCAGACGGAAGUGAGCUUCACAAUACUGGAGGCCGAUACUCACUACGCCAUGGAGGCGGAUGGGUUCAACUCGUCUGCGGCAGUGUCCAGGCCUUUGAACUCACCUGCGGACAUUCGAAAGCACCUCAACAUGGUUACAUUGUCUAAGGGCGCAGCUCUCGUCCGCAUGAUGGCGCACGUGGUUCCGAGCAACUUAUUUCGGCUGGCUUUGACGGAACUAUUCAAGAAAUACAGCUACCAGUCCAUUCAUCCUCAGCAUUUAUACAAGGAAAUACACAUUGCUCAGAAGGCCAUGUACGACCGGGUGACGGUGAAUCUGACCACCGUGAUGCGUGAGUGGACGUACAUGCCAGGCUUUCCGGUGGUGUUCGUGAAUCGCUCCUACGAGACGAACACCUUCUCGCUCUCCCAGAGGCGCUUCAUUUUCGGCACCGGACCCGUCGACAACACCGUAUGGCACAUCCCAAUUUCGAUCGUCACGGAGGACAACCCUGACUUCACAGCGACCGCCCCCAAGCACUGGUUCAGUACGAGGACAUCCGCGCUUUUCGGCGCGCCGAGCAAGAACCAUUGGUUGCUGCUCAACGCUCAGGAGGCCUACUACUACAAAGUGAACUACGACAGGAACAACUGGCUGCUGCUCGUCAGUCAGUUGGAGACUGACCACAAGGUGAUUCACGAGUUCAACCGGGCUCAGCUCAUCGAUGAUGCCCUCGACCUUGCCCGAGGCGGCCAGCUGCAGUACGACCUGGCGUUCGACGUGCUCGAGUACCUGCCGAAGGAGCGUCACCACGUACCCUGGAACGCGGCACUCACCAACUUCCAGAAGCUAGACCCGGUGCUCAGGCACACCAAGAUCUACCAAAAGUGGAAGAGGUUCGUGAACCACCUGCUCUCGAACCAGUAUGAACGUCUCAUGUCCGAGGAGAGCAAGGACGAAUCGAUGCAGAUAUCAAUACUGCGAAGCUCUGUCCUGACGCUGAGCUGUGACUACGAUCACAAUCCAUGCGUCUCCUUCUGCCGGAGGAUGUUCGAAAACCUCAAGACUAAUUAUGACGCCGCUUACCACAUGGUGCCGUACUCGUACCGUCCCAUCGUGUUCUGCCAGGCCAUCAAGCAUGGGAACCAGAAUGACUUCAACUUCUUGUGGAAGCAUUACGAGAUGUCGCCCAACACCCAGGAGCGUGUCGUGCUGCUCAAGGCGCUGUCCUGUACCACGGAUCUCAAGCUACUAGAGAGGCUGCUGCUGCAGUUGGUAAACAAGAACUCCGGCGUGGAGACGACGCAGAAGGCGGCGAACCUGCUUAACGCCAUCUCAAGCACCAGCAUAUCGGGCAGCAAGAGUGUUAUCCGAUUCAUGACCGACCACCAGGACGCCAUGUUCAACCGGUUCGGUACGCUGCAAGGCCUUUUCGAUUCCAUCCUGCAAACAAUCGUGGACAACAUUCGACAUGAAAGCGAGCUCGAAAAGCUUCACUCAAUCUACGAGCGCACCCGAGACGUGCUACCCAGUGAGGAGGAGAAGGUGCAGCGCAUGAUACAGAACGCGCGCGAGCACAUCCGCUGGACUACGUACUUCUACCGGGACGUCGAGUCGUGGCUCGACAAGCGCUUCGUCCUCACCCACCGGGAAAGGGAGCACGCGAAAUAAAUUGACAGACGUGGGUUUUGUCUA
This is a messenger RNA of Dermacentor albipictus, 3296 nucleotides long. RefSeq names its product aminopeptidase N-like. Gene Ontology annotation, molecular function: metalloaminopeptidase activity; zinc ion binding; peptide binding. Gene Ontology annotation, biological process: peptide catabolic process; proteolysis. Gene Ontology annotation, cellular component: cytoplasm. The record is from RefSeq and is a predicted model, not a curated record. NCBI's taxonomy places the organism in Eukaryota, Metazoa, Arthropoda, Arachnida, Ixodida, Ixodidae.